AUUUUGUUGAAGAUGAUGCUGACAAGCAAUUUGAAUCGGAUAAUUCGCAAGAAAUUGAUAGUCUGGAUGAUGAAAAAGAAAAUAGCGAUCCUAUGAUUCCCUAUAUACAAAACCCAAAAAUACACCAUGGUAGAGGUCACCCCAAAGGUACCAAAUGUUUAAAAUCGGCACAUGAAGUAUCAAAACCUACGGCAAAUCAACGUCGAUGCAAAAAGUGUGGUGGUUUGGGCCAUUACCAGAAGAAUUGCAAGCAAGUCUUACCAUUUUCGACAUUUACAAUGAUAGGAUUUGGUGCAGUGCAUUGUUUUUUUGUACUUUCAUCUUUCUUACUUACUUUUCGAGCCUUACUGGAUUGGGAACAACAUUGUGAGAACUUAAUUGAACAAACUUUUGUGGCAAAGGGAAUGUUAUAUGACAAAAUAUUGGAUAACGAAGGUAAAGCCUAUUACCAUGCUAUAAAUAAAUCAAAUUUAUUACAACAUAUGAGUUUUCAAUCAGCCGAGUUUAUUUUUUGGAGCAUUCCUCCGGAAAUGAUGUAUUAUCUAUUCAUACCAAUUAUUGUUACUGGUUAUGUUGGAAUGACUCGCAUAGGAGUCUUUUUAUCAAACCAAUUAUUUUGCAGACCAAGUGUUGGAGCAUGGGCAAGUCGAAUACUUGGCAACAUAAUAAUCUUGGGCAUACGAACAUUAAUAGCAUUAUAUCAUGAUCCAAAAAAAUCUUUACAACUUUCAGGUUCAGCUCAUUACUUUUUAACUGGAUCUAUAUGUGCAAUAUGGUAUAGAGAAAUUAUUAGACUUGGUUUAUUACCAUUGAGUUCAGAAGAAGAAAUGGCGUUAGUAAAGAGGACAAAUCAUAUUCCUAAUGAAAGCUCAGGAGAUGUAUAUAGUUAUAUUAUUAAUAAUUUACCGAGUCGUCAUUGGAUUGUUCGACGCUUCUUCGAUUGGACAUGCUAUUUUGUUUUUUUCAUAAUUCUUUGCACAAUGCCCCAUUUAUCCUCAAAAGUUUUUGGUAUGCCUAAAAAUUUAACAUUGGAAUUAAUUACUGGAGGAUCUUUGUAUUCUGCCCUGAUCCUUGCAGGCCUUUUAUCCCGUAAUGGCUCGUUCGUUAAUGCAUUUUCGUGGAAUUUACUUUGCUUUUCGGGAAAAAUUUCAUUUAGUAUAUACUUACUACAUCCAAUUGGAUUUACAAUUGUGAAUGAAUUUGCGACAAGUAUAGGAGUACAAGGGGCGGCAAAGGAGAUAGAAGCGGAAGAGAAAGUUAAUGAUAUUUUAGACGCUGUAAUGUUGACAUUUGUGGUGACGAUUAUUUUGUCAUGGUGUUUUCAUAAAGUUGUUGAAAGGCCAAUUAUGAAUUUUACAAAUUACAUUUCCAAGACAAAACUUGGGCAUAAAAAAAAUCAUAAACAGUCUCAUUUAUAUACCAUAAAAA
Molecule: messenger RNA, 1428 nt
Organism: Racocetra persica
Lineage: Eukaryota; Fungi; Glomeromycota; Glomeromycetes; Diversisporales; Gigasporaceae
Source: the annotation of a GenBank genome assembly